Molecule: messenger RNA, 1154 nt
Organism: Cylicocyclus nassatus
Lineage: Eukaryota; Metazoa; Nematoda; Chromadorea; Rhabditida; Strongylidae
Source: the annotation of a GenBank genome assembly
AUGGUAGCCUUUUUGGAGCGCGAACUUCUUGCUCCAUUUAAGGCAGACCCAAUGGUUACGUACUUUCCGUUGAGAGAAGUCUCGUCGUGUGAGAAGGGUAAAUGCAUCGAGUACACAGGAAUUGCCGAAUACGUUGGCCUUUUCGAGGACCCCAAGGAUACUCCUCCCAAGCCAAUAAUCGAGACAAGAGCUGAGAAAAAAGAGAGACGUAGAAGAGAGAAAGAAGAGCUGCUAGCUUACAAGGUGGAACAAGGUAUUGCGCAAUGGAAUCCAGCUGAAAACCCAAAUGCUACGGAAGACCCGUACAAAACAUUGUUUGUUGCUAGGAUCAAUUACGAGACCUCGGAAAAUAGACUGAAACGCGAGUUUGAAACUUAUGGAAAAAUCAAGAAACUGGCUAUGAUUCAUGAUCUCAAUGGGAAACCGCGAGGGUACGCAUUCAUCGAGUACAGUGAUAAGUCAGAGAUGUCAAAUGCGUACAAGCGAGCUGAUGGAACAAAAGUUGAUGGACGGCGAUUGAUUGUUGAUUACGAAAGAGGACGCACACAGAAGUCAUGGCUUCCAAGAAGGCUUGGCGGAGGUAAGGGAGACACUCGUCGAGCGAGAGAGUCUAGGGCAGCAAUGGAAGAACGAGAAGCCCUUGGCUUACCUCCAUUAGAUGGCCCCCGAGAUCGCGAUAGGGACAGAGGCGACUCACCACGUACACGUGAUAGCUACCGUGACCAUGAUCGAAAUGGAUCUUCGAGGCACCGUAGUCGUUCUCGCGAUCGUGGGCAUAGAGAUCGUGGCUAUGAUCGCGACCGAUUUAGAGACAGAAGAGAGAAUGGUCAUGGAAGAGAUGAUAGAAGAAGUGGAUUCCGCGGGCCACCUCCACCUUACGGGCGUGACAGAAGAUAACUCAGACAUUAGAUACAUAUUCUUGAUAUAUUUUCGUUAAGUUAAUUGUAUGGCGAUCCGCCUGAUAACGUGGUUGUCAUGUCAUGUCUCCUUAUUACUUGUAUUUGAAAUAUCCAAAUUUUCUGGGUUGAUUUUUUGCUUAUGAUUUGUUGAAGAUGUUACCUGUACGUUUUUUGUAUGUGUUAGAUUGUGUAUGCACCAUCAUAGUAUAGCGGUGAAAUCAGUUCUGACUUUGAAUAAGAGACUUUUCUUCGUCU